Messenger RNA from Marasmius oreades (fairy-ring Marasmius), 771 nucleotides. RefSeq lists its product as uncharacterized. Bases 1 to 771 code for a protein of 256 amino acids. Gene Ontology annotation, biological process: transmembrane transport; carbohydrate transport. Gene Ontology annotation, molecular function: carbohydrate:proton symporter activity. The transcript is spliced from 8 exons. Gene Ontology annotation, cellular component: membrane. The record is from RefSeq and is a predicted model, not a curated record. Lineage: Eukaryota; Fungi; Basidiomycota; Agaricomycetes; Agaricales; Marasmiaceae.
AUGCCCCUCGUGUAUUUGAAGGUGCAGCAAAGUCAUUUUAGGUUUGAGUUUCUAAGUAAACUCACAUCGUCCCUCUCAGAGGCUGGAUGGAUCGGCCGUGAAGCCAUUCUCAUGACGGGCAUCAACUCGCUGAUAUAUGUUCUCAGUACGCUUCCACCAUGGAUCCUGGUCGAUCACUGGGGACGUCGGGCCAUUUUGCUUUCGGGAGCAGUCAUAAUGGCGAUAUCGCUGGGAGCUACUGGUUGGUGGAUGUACAUCGAUGUUCCCAAGACACCUAAGGCUGUUGUCAUAUGUGUAAUCAUUUACAAUGCCGCAUUCGGAUAUAGCUGGGGCCCCAUUCCCUGGUUGUACCCUCCAGAGAUCAUGCCUCUUACUUUCCGCGCGAAAGGUGUCUCACUGUCAACGAGUACGAAUUGGGCAUUCAAUUUUCUUGUUGGGGAGGCCACGCCCAUGCUUCAGGAAUAUAUCGGAUGGAGGUUGUAUCCAAUGCACGGCUUUUUCUGUAUUUGCAGCUUCAUCCUUGUCUAUUUCCUCUAUCCGGAGACCAAAGGAGUGCCGCUGGAAGAAAUGGAUGUCGUUUUUGGGGAAGACGCUCGAGAAGAGGCGGAAGACAACGCGUCGACUCUCAACGAAGUUAUUACAGAAAGAACAUCUCUACUUUCAGACAGAUCUGAUGCCAGCCACCAAGCCAUCAACACUGUAUCCCGCAGACGCCCUACUUCUCGUAAAUCAUGGCUCGGUCGAGUCUUUCGAGGCGGCAAUCAACCUUAG